Molecule: messenger RNA, 908 nt
Organism: Lindgomyces ingoldianus
Lineage: Eukaryota; Fungi; Ascomycota; Dothideomycetes; Pleosporales; Lindgomycetaceae
Exons: 1
Coding region: 136-705 (189 amino acids)
Source: RefSeq, a predicted model, not a curated record
UCGAACCCUCUCAAGCUCGCUCUACCACCACAGUUUUCACGACGUAUUCAAAGGCCUCAAGUAUCCUGCCCGAAGGCAGGUUUGCCCCUCCACGAAACUAUCUUGAGAUAACGUGAACGACCUCCAACCACCAACAUGUGCGUCGCCGAACUGAACGUCUCCCUACUGCCCUGCCGCCAUCGCUGGUACCACCUCACCCGCUCUUGCAGCCCGAGUACCAACCUUGCCAACUGCGGGGCCAAGCUCGGAAUUACAGGAUGGGAGAUCAAGUGUGAUUUCUGUCCUUACUGCUCUGGUUGGAAUCUCUCUACCUCAGAGUACCGCCUGGUGGGCAACGACCGAACCCCAUCUAUUGGAGGCCUUUCCCGAACCCCAUCCCUAGCAGCCACUCGACGCGACUCUCGCCGUGGCAGCCUUGCUAGGUCCGACAGCAGCACGAGCAUCACGAUGAUGGCUCAGGAGAAGAACCGAGCAAUGAACGCGAGGGUUGAUGCAUACUUCAGGGUUCCAGUCCAGACGUCAGCCCUCCCUGAAGUCGAGGAUGAAGUCGACGGAAUCAUUGCGACGAGCCCAAGCGACACCGCGAGCGAGGGUCAGGAGAGCCUCAGACAGGCAUCAUCCACCUCUUCCCAAUCUGAUAAGGCUGGGUUGAUGAAGAAGAUGCGUAAGAGGUCCAAGAGACUCUCGCUUGGCCUGUUCAAGUGAAUAACGGGCUUUUCAGGCUUCGCCUCGAUUCUUCCCUCUCGCCUACACAUAUUGCCCAAAUAACGUUCACGCGGGUACGUGAACAGGUCAUCAUUCAUCACAAUUGUUCAAUCUCAACUCUGGUCCUGACCAUCGACGGAGGCCGUUCCGAAGCCCACUCAUUCCCUUUUUCGGACUGAUUUCAGAGCCAACCCCGCCUUCCA